GAAGGGGGUGGAGAAGUGUGUGCUGCAUGACUGUCCCGUCUGCACCCGUUCAACUUCACAGUACACCGGGACGCGACUGGGAACCGUACCAGCGAACAAUAGCGCCAGCCACUUCCCAACCUUUGGAUUAAACCAGUUUAUCAGAGCCCCAGAGUGGUUGGGUCUGAUUCCCGUCCAUCCAGUGACAGCGGUCUCAUCGUGGCCAUUGAUUGAAUCAUUAUGGGACAAUAGCACUGGACUUCAAAGCUCCCCCCCCCAACCCUCCACUCUCUUCCUCUAUCCCCGCCUCCAGCAUUUUUCUGACUCUUCACUGAAGCCCUCCCACUUACAGAGAUACAGUCACCCACACAUGUCCGACAUCGCGACCCCCUCCCCCUGAUUCUCCCGCCGGUCGGCGGUUGGAAGCUGUGUAAUCCUCUCAGAUGUACAGUGUCUGCACGGCUGCGUGCGCUGCUUUUUGUCAUGGCUCCGGCUGCUGCUGCUGUUGUUGUGGAGGCCUCCCUCAGGAGAGGACAUGAGGGAGAACAGAAAGCUUCAUAGCGCUCACAGGAGGAGACAGAGUGAGAGCGAUUCAUUGACCUCAGGAGAGUUUUGCUGUGAAACAAAUGGAACUGAUUUGCGGGUGAAGCUGCACGAUGUGGGAUUGGCACCAUCACCCUGCACCUAUAAAAAAAUUGGACCCUCAACUUCGGAGAUAUUUGCCACCUGCUUAUUCUCAACAAGGAAUGCAGUGAGAUAGAAGAAAGUAGAGUAAAAUAUACUUUUCAUUUUUGGAGGAUUCGUUUCAACCCCGUCACUGGUGGUUUCUUAAUAAACAAAACACCAUAAGUGCCUUUUUUGCUACUUAGCUCUUCUUUUUUGUAUCUUUUUUCCCCAUCUCUCUUUUGUCAGAUCAAGUUCAGAGGUAGUCACAGCUGACAAUCAUUAUCUGCAUGAUUUGUCUUUCCAUUUAAGAGUUUACAAAGCCACAGGAUCAAGACUUUGGAAAACAUGGCCCUCAAGUUACAGUCCAAGUGGCGCUACAUUUUUAUGUUCCUGGGCAUCCAGCUCGUGGUCAUGGCGCUGCUGUCCCGCGAAGGCUACCAAAAGAGGAUCACCUACUUCAUGCACAUCCUCCGCAAGUCUGACACUUCAAGCUCCUCAAGCCGGAAUCACACAGCUGCCAGCCUGCCUGCCAAGCACGUGCACGCCAACCUGACCCAUCUGUCAAAAGUUCAGCACAACGCCAUACCAAUGUGCCCUAAGACCUCGCCCCUGUUAGAUGGACCGAUCCACGUCAGUUUUCCAUCAAGACUCACUCUGGCUGAGGUGCAGAGGAAGAAUCCUCAGGUGGUACGCGGCGGUCGCUACCGACCCCCUGACUGUGAGGCCAGACACCGGACCGCCAUCAUCGUGCCACACAGACACAGAGAACACCACUUGAAGUUUCUGCUUAACUAUCUGCACCCGUUCCUGCAGCGGCAGCAGCUCAACUAUGGCAUUUACAUCAUUCAUCAGGCUGGAAACUACACGUUCAACAGAGCGAAGCUGAUGAAUGUCGGCUUCCGGGAGGCAAUGAAGGAGGAAGACUGGGAUUGUCUGUUCUUUCAUGACGUGGAUCUUAUCCCCGAGGACGAUCGCAAUCUGUACGUCUGCGACUCCAAUCCAAAACAUGCGGCCGUCGCCAUGGACAAAUUCGGCUACAAGCUUCCAUACAAGAUGUACUUCGGAGGCGUUUCAGCACUGACACCGCUGCACUACCUUAAAAUGAACGGCUUCCCCAACAACUACUGGGGCUGGGGUGGUGAGGAUGAUGACAUUGGAGUCAGGGUGUCCCUGGCAGGCAUGUACAUCACCCGGCCCUCGCUGAAAGUGGGGCGCUACAAGAUGAUCAAACACAAGCUGGACAAGGGCAACGACGAAAACCCAAAGAGGUUCAACAUGCUGGCUAAGACCCGUCAGACCUGGAAGCUGGACGGGAUGAACACAGCAGUUUAUGAAGUCAUCUCCCGGGAAUACCUGCCUCUCUACACGAAUAUCACUGUCAACAUCGGGACAGAGCAGGGGCUUCAUCCUCCGACGCCGCUGCCCCGGAAGAACAAACCUGCUGCCGUCCAGAAAGCUCCAUCCAAGAAGCUCACUUCAGAGAAGAAGUCAGCCUGAAGAGUAGAACAUACUUCCCCCUCCCUAAUCCCCCCGGAGACGGUUUGUUUUUGAGAGGCCCCGCCCCCUGAAACUGCCCCGGCGAUGGCCGUCCACCCGUCCUUCCUGGUUGUUCUUCCAAGAGAUUCAGAGCAAAGGUUUCAAGUUGGACUCUGUGAGUUUGUAUAUCAACAGCGUGUGCUCGCUGGUAUAAGCCUUGUGAUGCCUUAGAAACGAUUUUUAUUUUUUAUUUCUUUUUUUUUCCCACUCGUACCUUACUUAGAAUAUCAGGUUCAUGUUGGGACAAGGACUUUUCCGCGUGUCAAACGUGCGUGCUGCUACAGUGAAAUGAAGGACGCCUCGUGACGCCUUGGUUUUCAUCAGAAAUCUUUUUCCUUCUCCUACUUCCUGCAUAAUCUCAAUAGCUGUGACAAGUGAAUUAUAGUUUUAGGAGGGAUUUGAAGCCGCUUCGUGGAUCAUGUUAGUCGAGUGCAGUACAUUACAUCAUUCAUCGCAUCCAUAUCGCCUUUUCCAGAUCACCUGGAGGAAUGGUCUGGAAUGCUUGUGUGGACUUGCAGUUACAGUCCCAGCAUUUAAGAGCAGUGGCAUUCUGAGGGGCGUGCGACGCUUGUUGCGGCUUCCUUCAGCAAUAUUUGCGGAUUCCGGCUUCACAGUUGCCUUUUCUCCACACGCACCGCACCACUUUUGCUUAUUCAGAUCCCAACGGAGCCUGUGGCGCAGGAGCAUGCUUUUAUGCUUUGUUUGACGGAGGUUUGCCUCGGCAGAUGUGCGAGUCAGACAAGGCCACCUUGUUUCUCCUGCUGUCCUUCGUCUGCAUGCUCAUCCUCCAGUCUUGACACUUUUGAUUGUUUACACGAUACGAAGGACUUACAUGUUACACGCAGAGCGUUGCUGCACUUGCAGGUUAACCAGGCUGAAACCAAAGAUGACAGCACACACACACACUAGUGUGCGAGUGUGUAUUCAUGCUGCAGAAUGGCUCACUUUAAGUUACAUUGUGUGCUCCUUUCUUUUCUUGUCAAGUUGUUUUCCCUGCUACAAGGCCUUAAGAUGCACUCACCAUUAAACCACUGUUCCCAUACAAUCAUUAAUAUGCAUGUUCCAGGGCGACGGUGCACUUAGUGAAGGUUGUGCAUAUCAUUAUGAAGCAUGAUACAGUGUCUUCGUCGCUGUCUUAUCGAGAUUGUGUAUGACGGUCUUCGUCGCCACUCUGUAGUAAUGAUCAUAGAGGCGCUAUUGAGCAAAUUGUUCACACAAAUAUUUUCUGUUUGAAGGUGGUGGAAGUUCUAUUUUUUGGUUUUGUUUCUUUGGUGUGAUCCUGUGACAGCGGCUGUUAACAGGGUGAGAAGUGUGAAUCCUGUUAUUGCUGUGUUGAUAUGAGCACAGUUCAGAGUGGCCUUAAAUUCAUUAAUAAACUGGUUCUUCAAGUGAAAACUUUUGGUUUUUAUUGU
Molecule: messenger RNA, 3593 nt
Organism: Synchiropus splendidus (mandarinfish)
Lineage: Eukaryota; Metazoa; Chordata; Actinopteri; Syngnathiformes; Callionymidae
Product: beta-1,4-galactosyltransferase 3
Exons: 7
Coding region: 991-2142 (383 amino acids)
Biological process (GO): carbohydrate metabolic process
Molecular function (GO): glycosyltransferase activity
Source: RefSeq, a predicted model, not a curated record